Molecule: messenger RNA, 1434 nt
Organism: Paramecium tetraurelia
Lineage: Eukaryota; Ciliophora; Oligohymenophorea; Peniculida; Parameciidae
Exons: 1
Source: RefSeq, a predicted model, not a curated record
AUGUUUUAAUAUAUAAAAAAAUGUUAUGCUUACUUUUAGAAAAAAUGUAUUCAGUAUUAAAACAAUCCAAGCCUUAAAAAGCAUACAGCGUAUAAUUGUAUUUUACUAGUUCUAACUAUUAUUAUAAGGACUUUUUUUGAAAUUUAUUUGAGGUAGUAAUUAGCAAUUGAGUCUGAUUAAUUGCCUUUAGAACAUAAUAAAGAGGAAAUUAAUGAUCCAAUAUUUGAGAAGCAUUAUGAUCAUAUUUAGUUAUCAUAUAGAAUUUUAGAUCACUCACUUCAUCUUAUUUUAUCACUUGAAAUACUUACAUUAAUUUUAUAGAUCACAUUAAUUAUAAAUAAAGGAAAACAAGAGUUACCAUUAUUGAAUCCUCUUUUAGAAUAAGAAAAGAAUGAAUGCUCUGUAUAGUUUGUAUAAAGCUCAAAUUAUGGUUUCUCGAGCCUAUAAAACAACUAACAAACCUUUAAUUCAAUUGAGAUGUAAUUGGUAUCUAGAAACAAAGGGACUUCAAAUUAAAUUAAAAAUUCAUCUGAAGAAAAGUCUCCUCUUAACUUUGGUAAAUAAUUCCAAUAGAAUAAAAAUAUCACUACAUAAAGAGAGGAGUUUCAUUAAAUUUAAGAAGAGCCACACGAUCAGUCUCCAAAAUAAAUUGCAAAUUCAUAAUAAAAUAUAGUUACAGAAAAUCCUAUUUACGAAACUACAUCAAACAUAUAAAAUGAAUCCGACUAAAUUUCUAUAUAAAUUUCAUAUCCAAGCAGAGUGUAGAAAUACAAAAAUGGAAAAUUAAAGACUGUUUACAUUAUUUAAAAGUGUAAAAAAUAAGUAAAUUGUAAUUUUUUUUGGAUCUCAUCAACAAAAAGAUCAAAUUAUUUUUGCUUAAAUUGUGAUUAGAAAAACAUCAUAGAUUAAAAUAAGAAGCAUGUUGAGAUUGAAAAAACUAAAUAAGAUAUUAAUGUUGAAACUAAUAAAAUUUUCUUAUCAAAUUAAUUUGAAUAAUAGUUAUUUGAGAUAACAAAAAUUUAUAAGAAUAAUACUUUUCAAUUUUGUUAUAAUUUUGAAUUUUGUGGAUUUUUUUGGAUGAAUAAUAGACAAUUCUAAUCCAAUUAAUAUUAUUGUCCUACGUGCCAAGAAUAUUAUACAACGAAAGAUGAAGAAACAUAAGGAACUAUAUAUAAAGAAUUAACUUGUAAGUGUUCCUAUUGCCAUACUGAAGCACAAGAACAUUUUUAAUCACCUUGUUUACAUGCUUAUCAUUAUGAAUGCUUAAAAGAAUUAGGGAAGAAUUAUCAUUAAGCAAAUAUUCCCUGUAUUGCUUGUAAUGUGAAUAUGUUGAGUAGUUUAAAAAAAAAUAACAUUUUAUCAAAAGAAACAUUUGAAAAUAUAUUUGAUCAUUAAAUAAAGGUGAUGAGAGAGGAAUCAAUGCAUGAAGAAUGA